CUAAUCUUUUUACUACUUAAAUUAAAACAUAUUUUUUUAAAGGCUAAUUCAUAUAAAUUACAAAUUAAUGUGACCUCUUUAAACUUGACUGGCCAAAAUUAAUGAGUUUAUUUAUAUUGUGUUGGUACUGUUGGACACAGUAAAAACGGUGCUGGAGUCAAUACCUCAGACUUUAGUUUCUUUUGCCACCCUCUUACCCUGACUGACCAUCCAUACUUUUCAAAUCAUAAAAUCUAUCUAGGUGACCCACUAGAUUUUGCAAUGACCUAUGCCUUAGUUAGAUAAAACUUUUAACCACCAACAUACCGACUUAUUUAUCGAUAAAAUGAAUGCUAAAACGAAUAGCUUGACUGAGCUAUUUAGGCCCAACAAUCCCAAGCGUUUAAGGUCUCGGGAACUCAGCAACACCAGACUCAACUUGCUGAAGAAGGAAAUACAAACUACGGACCAUUUAAUACCCUUGAAGGAAUUAUACGAGCAUUUGGGUACCGACCCCAGUACGGGACUAUCAAGUGCUAGGGCAGCCCAGCUGUUACAUUUCUAUGGCCCUAACACGCUGACGCCAUCAACCAACUAUGGAAUAUUGACACAGCUCUUCAAAUCUUUAUGCACAGGUUUCUCCAUUCUAAUCUGGGUCGGUGCGGCUCUGUGCCUAAUCGCCUACCUCAUAGAGGUGAUGAACAAGCCCAACCCCUCCCGAGACAACCUGUACCUGGGCUGCGUGCUCGUGGCCGUUGACCUCGUCUGCGGCUUGUUCAGCUUCGUACAGAACUACAGGAGCACCAGGAUAAUGAAGACAUUCAACAACAUGCUGCCCUCCUACGCUCACUGCGUCCGUGACGGGGUCCUGCGCGAGCGAGCCACGCACGAGGUCGUGAAGGGAGACGUGGUGAGGGUGCAAGCCGGGGAUAUCGUGCCGGCGGAUAUUAGGGUCAUUGAUAGCAAGGGGUUUAAGGUGGACAACUCUUCGCUGACAGGGGAGAGCAUAGCAGUGCCACGUAGCAACUCAGAGGGCAAUCCUAACAUACUGGAAUCAACCAAUGUGGCUUUUUUCUCGACUCAGUGUGUUGAAGGUUGGGCUUUGGGGGUGGUAAUCUGCACGGGCGACCUCACAGCGCUGGGCCGCGUGGCGGGGCUAGCGGCACGCAUCAAGCCGCAACCCUCGCCGCUCACGCUCCAUAUCCACCACUUCAUGAAGUGCGUGUCCGUGUGGGCCCUCAGCCUUGGGGUGUUUGUUGCGGUCGCGUCCUACUGUUUGGGGUACCCGCUGAUGCAAAUCACCGUGAUUGUCAUUGGCAUCAUCGUGGCUAAUAUACCUGAAGGCCUGCAACCAACCGUGACGGCAGCCCUCACCGUGACAGCUAAACACAUGAUGAAGCGCAAUUGUGUGGUCAAGAACCUGGACGCCAUCGAGGCGCUGGGCGCGUGCACUGCCAUCUGUUCGGACAAGACUGGGACAUUGACGGAGAACAAGAUGUGCGUGUGGGACGUGUGGGUUUGGAACACCCUGUGCGGGGUUGAGACUUCCUUGGAUAAACUAAAGGGAAGUGCAGCAUUCGACUCCCUGAAACGUUGUGGCGCGCUGUGCAGCACGGCGUCAGUGGGACCAGCGGGAGAGGUGCACGGGGACGCGUCCGAGACCGCCAUCUUGGAAUUCCUCUUCCACGCAGAUGAUCCCACAGCGCGCCGAUUGGCCUUCCCGAAUGUUGCCGAGAUACCGUUCAACUCGGUUAAUAAGUAUCAGGUGUCAGUCCAUUUAGACACAAAAUCUUCAAGUUACAUUGUGAUGAUGAAGGGGGCACCUGAAAAUAUAAUAAGCCGUUGCUCUACCAUCGCCAUGAAAAAUGGAGAAUCUAAUUUCACAGACGCAAUGAAGAAAGUAGCAGAAGAGGCUACUGAAUCACUUGCAAAUACCGGUGAAAGAGUUUUGGCAUUCGCUGACUUGGCGCUAGACACAAAGGAUUUCCCCAUGGGAUUUGAAUUUGAUACAGAAAAAGAAAAUUUCCCGCUAUCAAACCUACGCUUUCUCGGUCUUGUGGGGCUGAUGGAUCCACCACGGCGAGAGGUCCGCUCGGCCAUCGCGGUGGUGCGCGCAGCAGGAGUGCGCGUGCUGAUGGUGACGGGCGACCACCCGGGCACGGCGCGCGCCGUGGCGCGGCACGUGGGCAUCGCCACCACGCCCCGCGCUCGCGUCGUCACCGGCGCGGAGCUGAGAGAUAUGACGGCGGGGAUGUUGGAGGGUACGCUGAGAGAGUAUCCGGAGAUUGUGUUCGCGCGAACGUCUCCAACGCAGAAGCUCCAGAUAGUGGAGGCGUGCCAGCGGCUCGGCGGCAUCGUGGCGGUCACGGGCGACGGGGUGAACGACGCGCCGGCCCUGAGGAGAGCCAACAUCGGCAUCUCUAUGGGGAUCACUGGCUCACAGGUAUCGAAGCAAACGGCAGACAUCAUUUUGAUGGACGACAAUUUCGCAACAAUCGUUGUUGGAAUAGAGGAAGGAAGGAAGAUCUAUGAUAACCUGAAGAAAUCCGUCUGCUACAUUCUUAUAUCGAACGUUCCAGAAAUAUUCCCCGUGUUUCUGUUCAUAUUGUGUGCUAUUCCGCUGCCGUUAGGAGCAAUGACGAUCCUGUGCGUAGACCUGGGCACGGACAUGUGGCCGGCCGUGGCACUCUCCUACGAGGCGGCUGAGAGCGACGCCAUGGCGCGCCCCCCCCGCUCCGCCGCACACCUCGUCUCUGGUCGUAUGCUGUUCCUGGCUUAUGGCCUCCUUGGACUGGUGGAGGUGGCCGCCGGCAUGUUCGCCUACUUUGUGGUGAUGGCCGAGUUCGGGUUUUAUCCGCAAGACCUUUUUGGCAUAAGAGACCGUUGGGACAACCCAGCCGUCACCGACGUGCAAGACUCUCUCGGCCAGGAGUGGACCUACGCCGAGCGCAAGGAGGUGGAGCGCGCGUCGCAAGCCGCCUACUUCGUGGCCAUAGUGCUGACUCAGAUGAUGAACGGAGUCGUCUGCCGGACUCGGUACAACUCUGUGUUCCGGAUUGGAAUGAAGAAUCAUGUUUUGAAUGUGGGGUUGGUGUUCGAACUGUGCUUGGCGAUAUGUAUUUGUUACAUCCCCGGCGUUAACACAUUCUUCAAUGCAUAUCCCUUAUAUUUUAGAUGGUGGUUCCUAUCGCUACCAUUUUCAGUGUUCUUAUUGACAUUCGAUGAAUUGAGAAAGUACUGCAUAAGAAACAACAAGCUCGGGGGAAUUUGCAAUGAGACCACUUACUACUAAAGCUGCGUACAGACCGGCCCAACGAACGGCCAACGAUGGAUAUUUAUCAUACAUAAUACAGGGCAGAUUGCAGCAACGAAGGUCUACGAAACCCGUUCGUUUGGCCGGUCUGUACCCAGCUUAAUAGAGGCCUAGACUUGGUAUAAGUUAUAACUACAAGGAAUAAAACUAUGAGAUGGUAAUAAAACGAAUAAGUAUA
This is a messenger RNA of Plutella xylostella (diamondback moth), 3470 nucleotides long. RefSeq names its product sodium/potassium-transporting ATPase subunit alpha-B. Gene Ontology annotation, biological process: intracellular sodium ion homeostasis; intracellular potassium ion homeostasis; proton transmembrane transport. Gene Ontology annotation, molecular function: P-type sodium:potassium-exchanging transporter activity; ATP binding; ATP hydrolysis activity. Lineage: Eukaryota; Metazoa; Arthropoda; Insecta; Lepidoptera; Plutellidae. The record is from RefSeq and is a predicted model, not a curated record. Gene Ontology annotation, cellular component: plasma membrane.